Molecule: messenger RNA, 1054 nt
Organism: Hymenoscyphus albidus
Lineage: Eukaryota; Fungi; Ascomycota; Leotiomycetes; Helotiales; Helotiaceae
Source: the annotation of a GenBank genome assembly
GUUGAUCUUAAAAUUGGAUUUCUAACCAUCUCCUUUUUGCAGAUUUAGUUGAAUAGAGAUAGUUCACUCGGUAUCAUAUUCGACUACAAUUCGUGUGCAGUCAAUUUGCCUCUUUUCUAUGAAUAACUGCUAGAUACCUGUGUCGAAAGCUCAGUAGAAAUCUUUCACUAUCACACCAUUAUAAGAACUAGAGCUGUUCGUUUCAUCUACCGGUCUCAAUUUAAGGAGAUGCACUUUUUGUGUCUUCAUGGUGGGGGGACAAACGGUCAGGUAUGUUUAUUAUUCUGCCCCUACAAGUACGAUUAUAGUGACCUGGAACCAGGUGUUUGAAACUCAACUCAGUGAGUAAAUUCCACUGCUCAUUUGCGAAAGGAUUUGCGAUUCAUACAUGAAAGGCUCAGUCAGACACGAGUUGGGCGAUAAUCACACCUACGAUUACGUUGAUGGUACCGUAAAAUUCCCCAUCGCUUCAGGUAGGUACAAUUUGCAACUUCAAAUCGGGGCAGUGGAAACAGCUACAUCACUCUUGUCGUCUAUCGCUAACCUUUUGUGUGUCUUGCUCUUUUUAGAAAUUGAAAUUAUUUUCCCAAAGGAUGACCAAUACUUUACAUAUUUUAAUGACGUUGCUACUGGCAAAAAGGCGAUUGAGGACCUCCGUCAAUUCGUCAAGUUAGAAGGCCCAUUUGAUGGAAUCAUUGGGUUUUGUAACGGCUCCCUAUUAGCAACAGCAAUGCUUAUUCAAGACUCAGAGUCAGGAAUUUUGGACCCCAACAUCAAGCUUGCGAUUUUGUUCUCUAAUCAAAGACUCGCCAACUGGAAAUUAUUGAUCACGAAGAGUGACCGAGUAUCAAUCGGGAUUCCUACUGCACAUAUUUGGGGUAAGAACGAUAACUUAAGCAUGGAUGCGCCAAGAGUCAUAGCGGAACUGUGCAACCCUAGCAUGAGAAGUAUUUUUGUUCACGAUGGUGGACAUGAAGUCCCAAGCGGAAAGGACAAAAGCGCUGUUAUCAGUUCUGUUAACAUAAUACGGAGGGCCAUUAACGCAGCAUUGUGA